Molecule: messenger RNA, 1752 nt
Organism: Sarcophilus harrisii (Tasmanian devil)
Lineage: Eukaryota; Metazoa; Chordata; Mammalia; Dasyuromorphia; Dasyuridae
Gene: LMAN1L
Product: lectin, mannose binding 1 like
Exons: 12
Coding region: 418-1752 (444 amino acids)
Biological process (GO): endoplasmic reticulum to Golgi vesicle-mediated transport; endoplasmic reticulum organization; Golgi organization
Cellular component (GO): Golgi membrane; COPII-coated ER to Golgi transport vesicle; endoplasmic reticulum membrane
Molecular function (GO): D-mannose binding
Source: RefSeq, a predicted model, not a curated record
UGAGUGCUCCAUGAGGACUUGGAAGAAAUCCCGGUCAUCACAUAGUGUGACCAGGGGGCUGGGAGUGUGCUGGUAACAUAGCAAGGAGACCAGCUUGGCUGGAGUCUUCAUGUACAGAGAGAAGUAGGGAGAGGAGGCUGGCAAGGUGGACAGGCAGGAUGCAGGGGGCCUUGAAUGCCAGGAGAGGCUGGAUUUGAUCCCACCCAACCUGAGCAAACAACUUGUAGAAGGAGGGAGGGGCCCGGCUCUUGGGCAGCCCCAGACAGGUUCUGGCUUUUCCUUAGGCUGUCCUUCCCCAGCCUCCUCCUGGUCCUCCCCUCUUCUUCCUCCCAGCCCAGGCCAACCUCCAGGAGUCCCUCCCUUCCUCCCUUUCUUCCACGUUGAUACUGGAUCUACUCUCCCAGCCUGCUGGAGAUAAUGUCAGGCAAGGGCAGGUCCCUUCGAUCUGGGUCCAUGGAAUCUGGGCCCUCUCCUCUCCUCUGCCUCCUCUUGCUCCUGCUGCCCUCCUAUAGCCAGACCGAGGCUGCGCCCCCUUGGCACCGAAGGUUUGAGUACAAAUUCAGUUUCAAAGGGCCGAGAUUGGCGAUCGCCGGGCAAGAGAUCCCCUUCUGGAGCCACCACGGAGAUGCCAUUCCUGGGAUGGAGGAAGUGAGACUGGCCCCAUCCAUGAGGAACAAGAGUGGAAGCAUGUGGACCCAGGCUGCCAUCCCCUUUCCCAACUGGGAGGUGGAAGUGGCCUUCCGUGUAUCCGGGCCGGGCCACCUGGGAGCUGAAGGGAUGGCGGUGUGGUACACCCGGGACAGAGGCCAGAGCGGCCCAGCCCUGGGCGCUCCUGCAUUCUGGGAUGGUGUCGGGAUCCUCUUUGAUUCUUUUGACAAUGAUGCUCAGAACAACCCUGUCAUUCAGAUUUUGGCAAAUGACGGCCAAGUUCCAUAUGACCACCUCAGAGAUGGAGGGGGCCAGGUGCUGGGUUCAUGUCUUUGGGACUUCCGGAACCAACCAUACCCAUUCCGAGCUAGAAUUAGCUACUGGGAGGAGAAGCUUCGGGUAUCUGUGAGCAAUGGCUUCACCACCCAAGGGGCAAUAGAUGAGGUCUGUGCUGAAGUAGGGCCCCUUCUUCUGCCUCCUGGGGGCUAUUUUGGGGUCUCAGCAGCCACUGGUACCGUAGCAGAUGACCACGAUAUCUUGUCUUUCUUGACCUUCAGCCUCAGCAAGCCAGCUCCAGAGGCUCCCCACCAUGUCAUUCAUGAAUCUGAGCAACAGAGGCUCCAGUAUCAGCUGCAGGAUGUGCAGAAGGAGCUCAAACACCAGAAGGAAACUUCUCCAAAGCUAGACUUGGCCAUCUCCUCCUGGGGCCCAGAAGAAGGGUAUCUUGACCUAGAACCAACUCUCAAGAGACACAGCCAGGUCCUGACGGAGCUCCAGGACCUGUCAGGGAAGGUGACUCAGACUGUGGGACAGUGGAGGGGUCAGAUGCAGUCCUUGAGACACUUGGGCAAGGAGAAGCUGGAGACUGAUGGAGCCCCGGCAAAUGGCUGGAAUUCUGCCUCUAUAAGGGUCCUGCUCCAUGGGCAGCAGACUUUGCUUCAGAACAUGCAGGAGAUGAGGGCUGCCGCCGCCAGCAUCGCCUCCAGGGCCAAAGCCGUGGCCCUGCCUGUGGGCACAGAGCAUCACUUCCAGGAGCUGCACCAGACUAUAGCCCUGCUGCAAAGAGAUGUAGAAAGCUUGCUUCUCCUGCCAGUGGGAGACUGA